Dreissena polymorpha is the source of this 564-nucleotide messenger RNA. RefSeq lists its product as uncharacterized. The coding region runs from base 1 to 564 and encodes 187 amino acids. Gene Ontology annotation, cellular component: neuron projection membrane. The record is from RefSeq and is a predicted model, not a curated record. Gene Ontology annotation, biological process: synapse organization. NCBI's taxonomy places the organism in Eukaryota, Metazoa, Mollusca, Bivalvia, Myida, Dreissenidae. The transcript is spliced from 3 exons.
AUGAUAUAUGCACCAGAUACCCGCUACAAAGUGGCAUUCGGGCCUGAACGACGGGAGUUCAAUUUGGUGAUACGAGCGGUGACUCAAAAUGACGCGGGUGUAUACGAAUGUCAGGUCAGCUCAAGGGAUAAACUCUUAAGGCACGUAUUGCUGUGGAUAGAAGAAAUUCUCCUGUCAGGCAAGGGUUACGUGGGUAGCGGAGAUACAAUUCGACUGGUUUGCAAUAUCACUGGAAAUACAAAUUCACUACAAGAUGCUGACUGGUUUAGAAAUGGGCAUAUAAUUUUCAACGAAAUAAUAAUUUCCAAGGAGACAUCAAUGGCUCAAGCGUAUGCUAUGAAGACAGGAAUGCACUGGUCCUUGUUAAGCGCAAUCACAAUGGAGAACGUCAGGAUUCUGGACCGUGAGCCAUCUUGGUUCGAGAGAGGGGUCAAGGAGGCGAUUAACAUCCGUGCACUUAGACCGGCGCUUAACAAGGACGGGGGCCACUACCAACUCUCACACACCUGGGACCAUACUUUAACAUCGCUCACCCCGACAAUUAGCGGUGUUAACGUUUCCUAA